Messenger RNA from Nanorana parkeri, 642 nucleotides. RefSeq names its product interstitial collagenase-like. Gene Ontology annotation, molecular function: metalloendopeptidase activity; zinc ion binding. The record is from RefSeq and is a predicted model, not a curated record. Lineage: Eukaryota; Metazoa; Chordata; Amphibia; Anura; Dicroglossidae. Gene Ontology annotation, cellular component: extracellular matrix. Bases 1 to 642 code for a protein of 213 amino acids. The transcript is spliced from 5 exons. Gene Ontology annotation, biological process: collagen catabolic process; extracellular matrix organization; proteolysis.
AUGCAGAAAACCCAAGUGAAAAUCUUGAUGCUCUUUUCACUUUGCUAUGGCAUACUUGGAAAGCCAAUGCCACCAAUGAAAACUGAAGGAAACAUGACUCCUGAAGAUCACAAGUUUGCGGAGGCUUACCUAAAAAAUUUCUACACAUUAAAAAACAAAUCAAGAAAUACAUUUGCAGAAAGGAUGAGAGAAAUGCAAAAAUUCUUUGGAAUGCGUGUAACAGGGAGGUUGGACACCAAAACAAUGAAGAUGAUGAAAACUCCCAGAUGUGGCAUGCCUGACUUGGCAGAAAUUACUGGUAUCCCUGGAAGACCAACGUGGAGACUAAAUUCCCUGACCUACAGAUUCCUGAAUCACACUCCUGACCUGCCUAUGAAUGUGGUUGAUGACUCAAUAAAGCGAGCUUUCGAUGUCUGGGGCCAAGUCACUCCACUCACAUUCACUAAAGUUCCAAAUGACCAAGCUGAUAUAAUUAUUCAAUUCGCAAGGUUGGCUCACAAUGAUCAGUCACCUUUUGAUGGUCCUAAUGGGGUGCUGGCACAUGCCUACUUUCCGGGCUUAGGAAUUGGUGGUGAUGCUCAUUUUGAUGAGGAUGAAACAUGGUCAAACAACAGAGCAGACACUGGGUCACAGAGGGGCUGA